Molecule: messenger RNA, 768 nt
Organism: Penicilliopsis zonata CBS 506.65
Lineage: Eukaryota; Fungi; Ascomycota; Eurotiomycetes; Eurotiales; Aspergillaceae
Exons: 3
Coding region: 1-768 (255 amino acids)
Source: RefSeq, a predicted model, not a curated record
AUGUCAGCCCCCGGCGACUUUGACUCUCUCUCUGGCACAGCAGUGACCCUCGACAGUGUCUCCCCCCCUCAGGUCUGGGUUCUUGAUGAGAAACUCACCGAGGAGUACCGGAAGAUGAGCCAGGGCAAGGUAGACCGCGGCGGAGGCCCGCCCUUUGCCGCCGUCAAGUUCACCUGCCACCGCGCCUCCGACCCCGACCAGAAGGGGUUCAUGCGGCUCUAUAUCCAGAUUCCUGUCACAGGCACUCUCCUCGCCCCCGCUGCUGUGCGCGCCCAGCAGGCUGUUCCCCAGCGGACUCACGGAGAGCUGGAGGUCCUCCAGAACCUCGCAGACCAGCAGUGCGAGGCUGUGCCCCCACUCCUGGGAACCUGCCAGAGACAGCAAGGGGACGAGGAGUGUGUGCCGGGCGGGUACGUCAAUUGCGUCGCCUGGGCCCGUGUGGCAGGGGAACCCAUCGACGAGCCGUCGUUCUUCACCAAACACGACCGGCAAUACCGCGACGAGGUGCGGCGUGUCUUCCGCCAGACGUAUCUAAAGCUGGCGAAAUGCGGUUGGCAGCCGAUGCUCUUGGAACUGAAGAAGAUCAUCUACGACGAGGACACCCAGGAGAUCAUCAUCUCUCUCUGCAAGCACAUCGCCGGCUUCCGCGACUUUGACCCCCUGGACCCCUCGCAGCAAUUCACCGACGUGAUCUAUGCCUCCUGGGGACUCGCCAACAUCUCGCCGGGGCCCGACUGGGCUCAACACAGCAGCGACUGGGAGUGGUAG